This is a messenger RNA of Cydia amplana, 2533 nucleotides long. It is a transcript of the gene muskelin, whose product is annotated as muskelin. Gene Ontology annotation, molecular function: protein binding. Gene Ontology annotation, cellular component: cytoplasm. The coding region runs from base 74 to 2530 and encodes 818 amino acids. The transcript has 15 exons. NCBI's taxonomy places the organism in Eukaryota, Metazoa, Arthropoda, Insecta, Lepidoptera, Tortricidae. The record is from RefSeq and is a predicted model, not a curated record.
AUGUCAGGUGAUAAUAACAAGACUAUAUUAUUUUAGCACACUUUAUUAAAAGUUACUCAGAAAUUGCUAAAAAAUGGAUGAUAAAUAUGAAACGGUGAAGCUAUGUUACACAAUACACAAAUACUCGAGUCAUUCGGCCAAUUAUAUACCAGAAAAUAUAAUGGUGAACAAUCCAUCGGAUCAACUCUCGAGAUGGUUUACGGACAGCAACACGCCCUCACAGUAUAUAAUGUUGAAAAUAAAAGCGCCUGCUAUUGUGGAAACUAUCAAAUUCGGGAAAUACAUUAAAGCUCACGUCAGUGACCUGAAGAAAUUCCAAAUAUUAGGAGGCACAGACGAACACAACUUGUCUGUGUUGUUAUCAGCCGGGCUCAAGAAAGACAGUGCACCAGAGGUGUUCAGGCUCCGACACAGGACCACAGAAGGCCUGUACUUGCCGGUGCAGUACCUGAAGAUAGUGCCGCUGCAGUCCUGGGGCCCGGCAUACAACUACACCAUCUGGUAUGUGGAGCUGCAGGGGAAGACGCAUGAAGAUCUGAUGGCCAGUGUGCUAGAUACUAUUAAUUUGCGCAAAGAGGAAGAAGCAGUCCGAAUGCUCCUAAAACACUUGCGCCGCCGCCGCUACAAGGACGCCUUCGAGGCGCUGUCGCGCGAGAGCGGCGUGCGGCUCGAGGGGGAGCUGCAAGCGCGGCUGUGGCACGCCCUCGUCGAGAACGGGGACUACAAGCUGGCGGAGGAUAUCCUGGACGAGGCGGUCACUGAAGGCGAAUUCGACUGGUACAUGUCGUGGCAGCCGUACACGCCCGUGUGGCGCGAGAUGUCGGGCUGCUCCGUGCAGGUGGAAGACCGAUUAUGCUGCGACACGCCGCCCCCGCAGCGCUCCAACGAACUGUCGUGCGCCGACCGCGAGCCGCGACCGCUCGAUGCGGAGGUGCCCGUCAACGGCGAAUCAUCAGAGUGCGAUAUCACUUGCUGUACCAAACCCGGACCUCGCGGCGGCCACCAACUAGUAGUGGACUCUACUACUGGCACGCUGUACCUGUUCGGCGGCUGGAACGGGACGGAAGACCUCGACGACUUGUGGUCGUACGACACGGAGACGGAGCGCUGGGCGCUCCUCUGCCGGCACAGCGGGCUCGAGAGCGGACCCUCGCCGCGUUCGUGCCACAAAAUGGUGUUCGACCCCGUGCACAGAAGGUUAUACACGCUGGGGCGGUAUCUGGACAACGCUCAGCGAGUGCCCAGCAAUAUGAACAGCGACUUAUACAUGUACGACGUGCCCACCAGCCAGUGGUCGCUAGUAAUGGCCGACACAGCAGCGGCGGGCGGGCCUCGCCUUGUGUUCGACCACCAGAUGUGCAUCGACAGCGACACGCGCACCGUAUACGUGUUCGGGGGCAGAGUGCUGCCACACAACACGGAGGAAGCCGCAACACCACAAUACUCCGGGCUGUACGCGUACUACUUAAACACGAACACCUGGCAGCUGUUACUCGCUGACAGGCACUCGCUGCCCGCGCCGCAGCCGCGCGUGUCGCACUCCAUGCUGUUCCACCCGGUCCAACGCAAGCUGUACAUCUUCGCGGGGCAGCGCAACAAGGAGCACCUGCUGGACCUGUGGUGGUGGGACGUGGGGUCGGGCUCGUGCGGCGCGCUGAGCCGCGGCGCCGCCGCCUGCCCGCCGCCCGCCGCCGGCUUCACGCAGCGCGCCACGCUCGACCCCGACACCGACGAGCUGUUCGUGCUCUCGGGUAUGAGCAAAGAGAAAGACAAGCGCGUGUACAACACAUUAUGGGUGUUCUCGCUACGGCGUCUGACCUGGACGUGCGUGUACCGGAACGACAGUAUCGCGCCGCACGAGCCGCGACCGCGCUUCGCCCACCAGCUGGUCUACGACCCCGUGCGGAAGAUACACUACCUAUUCGGCGGCAACCCCGGCAACCAGAACAGCCUCCGCCUCCGCCUCGACGACCUCUGGGCGCUCCAUUUAAAACGAGCGUCCAUUGAGAAAGUCUCCAGAGAAGCCAAACUCGCACUGAGAGAAGCCUGCUUUAGAGAGCUGGCGGCGACACCCGGAAGAGACACCAUGGCACUAAAGUAUCUGAGGAAGGAGCUACACGAUGUAUUGGAUCACAACAACCCUGAGGAGGUGAGUCGCUUCCACGCGCUGGCGACGGUGCUGUUCUCGGGCGGCGCGACGGCGCGCGGCUGCGUGGCGCUGACGCCGCGCCGCGUGCGCACGCUGGCGCGCCGCCGCGCCGCACGCGCCGCGCCACCCGACCUAGCACACGCCCUGCACGCGGUGCUAGGUGCCGACGAAUCGAUCCCCGAGCCCCCGACGCCGUACGAGGACGUGUCGGCGGAGGCGCCCGACACGUGGGACGUCGGCGAGGACGACGACUGCGGCGCCGGCGACGCCGACUGGGCGGCGCGGCACGCCCGAGUGCUGCUCUACGACAGCCUGUGCAGAUACUUCCGGCCGAGCAAGGUGCCGCCACAGCGGGAUAUAGCGGACCUGGUGGCGCUGUGAGGU